Messenger RNA from Papilio machaon (common yellow swallowtail), 1654 nucleotides. Its product is annotated as leucine-rich repeat neuronal protein 2-like. Bases 99 to 1595 code for a protein of 498 amino acids. The record is from RefSeq and is a predicted model, not a curated record. Lineage: Eukaryota; Metazoa; Arthropoda; Insecta; Lepidoptera; Papilionidae. The transcript has 10 exons. Gene Ontology annotation, molecular function: protein binding.
CAGUGUUCAUUAAAACCUUUAAGACCUAACUAUUAGUUUUGUGUUUUUUUCUUGUGUUAUGUUUUAGUUAUUUACUUGAAGAGUGACAAAAAGGUGAAAUGGACGGCCGACUCAUAUCGUGGUUGGCUUGCGUCUUGUCGGUGAUUGUUGUCAGUUCCGCAGAAAAUGCUACGACCGUAGCCCCACCUACAACUCUGAACCCAGCUUUGAAUGAAACUGGGAUCUGCAGAAAAUGUAAUUGCAAAGACAACAAAGUGGAUUGCUUCGAUCAAAGCAUUUCAGAGUUCUUCUCUCUACAAGAGUGGAAUGAUUUGAAAGGCUUGAAGCCUACAGUAGUGGACUUGAGCGAGAACCUCAUAACCAACGUGACAGUGAUCGGCGACCUUCCGAUACAGGUCCUUAACCUGUCGAGAUGUUCCAUAGAGUUUAUAGAGAACGCCAGCUUCAGGGAUCUGCAGGAGAUGACCACUCUGGAUCUCAGCCACAAUAAGUUAACUUCUGAUAGACUCAGUCCACAUGCUUUCGAGGGUCGCUUCUCCCCCGAGGAGUACGAACCACUAGCGGCGAUGCGCAAGUUGAGCCUGGCGCACAACGAGCUGCACUCGCUGCACCAGGAUCUGUUCGAACAUUUGCCCGAACUGACCGAGUUAGACCUCAGCGGCAACCCACUCGCCACCAUCGACCACGUCACGCUCAUAGCCAUCUCCAGCUUGCCUAUGCUCAAGGUGUUGCGCAUGCGCAGCUGCCAGCUGACAGAGAUCCCGGACAAGUUCCUGCACACGCCGCGCUACCUAGAACGGUUGGACAUCAGCGACAACCAACUCACUGCCGUGCCGCAGGAGCUAGAGGAAACCAAGAAUCUGCUCUAUCUGAACCUCAACCAGAACCCCAUUGUUAAGCUCGAUAUGACAUCGGAAGAUUAUCCUGGCUUCCCCCGUCUCCGUAAGCUGCAGGAACUGCACAUGUGCAACAUGCGGGAACUGCGCAGUAUCGAGAGCGGCGCGCUGGCGGGCCUGGAGAACUUGCAGCGCCUGCACGUCAGCUUCAACCCCAAGUUGACCUUUAUCGACCCCAGGGCUUUAGCUAGGCCGGAUGAUAUCGGAGAGACUUAUGACUGGCCUACCGUUAAAGAGUUAUACCUACAAUCAAACAACCUAUCAGAGCUGGACGCUCGCUUCCUCCCGCGUUGGGACCUUCUAGAAGCAGUAGACGUGUCCAACAAUCCUUUCCUCUGCGACUGCUCCACGCAGUGGAUGGUCGAUGUGUUGGUACCAGUGAUAGAAGCGAAGCGUGCCAACGCCACUGCUAACAUGGUAUGUAAUGAACCGAUCGAAAUGAGGGGCUACACGAUGAAACACUUAAACGACAUACACCGCACUAUGCGCUGCGUUGACAAGUACGGACACCGACCCGAAAAGGAUGGCGCCAUGCUGCUCGGGACACUUAUAGGAGUGCUUCUGGCUGUUCCCAUAAUGUUAACCUUAAUGCUGCUAUGGCGACACGGCUACUUCGGAUGGCUCGGCCUCAGAGGCCCCGUCGACGUUUCCCGCGCUUUUUACAAACGCGCUCCCGCCGAUGAAAGUUUCAAUAUUUAAAACAUUAUGUAGUCGUAUUAACAAUUUUUGGAUAAGUCAUUAUUUAAUUAAGAUUAGUG